UGUGUAAUUUUCUCUUUAAUUUAAGAUACACGCAUGUUUGGUCGCAUGUUGUGUUUUCAAGAAUCAAACCGGUGGCAGGACGUGCUCACCCUUGCAGCGGAAUAACGGUGUACUUCCGUCGGGCUGUGUUGAUAACGAUGCAGUUCAUGCUUCUAUUCAGUCGACAAGGCAAGCUCAGGCUUCAGAAGUGGUACGUGCCUUUGUCUGAUAAGGAGAAAAAGAAAAUCACCAGAGAGUUGGUGCAGACAGUCCUGGCUCGGAAACCCAAAAUGUGCAGCUUUCUGGAGUGGAGAGACCUGAAGAUUGUGUAUAAGAGAUAUGCCAGCUUGUACUUCUGCUGUGCCAUAGAGGACCAGGACAAUGAGCUCAUCACCCUGGAGAUCAUCCACAGAUAUGUGGAGCUGCUGGAUAAAUACUUUGGCAGCGUAUGUGAGCUGGACAUUAUUUUCAACUUUGAGAAGGCCUACUUCAUUCUGGAUGAAUUCUUGCUGGGAGGCGAAGCUCAGGAGACGUCCAAAAAGAAUGUACUGAAGGCCAUCGAGCAGGCCGACCUGCUACAGGAGGAUGCCAAAGAAGCAGAGACCCCUCGCAGCGUUCUGGAGGAAAUUGGACUGACAUAAACACUGUCCUCAUCAGCAUCCACUCGCCACACACUCCUUCAUCUGCCAGCUACUGUGCUGUAUGUAGCUGAUAACCACUCACAUUCACCACUGAGCACACACACACACACAUACAUCACACACACACACACACACACACACACACACACACACCGACGUGGUUUUCCUGUUCGUCUGCAGUGGUGGAAAAAAGUUUUUGGACCUCCUUAGAAUUUUAUACGAUCUCAAAUAAUAUUAGGAAAUAUUUGUGGAAAAAUUUGUGUUUCAAAAGGUGUGUCUGCAUUAGAUAGACACAAACUGAUAAUUUUUUUGUUUAUUGCUAACAAGAAAAAUUAACAAAACUAAAUUCUACCAAAAUGACCCAAUACUCAGAAUUUCUUAUUUUUAUGGAACCAAUAAAUUUAAAGUUUUUAAUGGCUUUUUUUUAAGGGUUUGUUUAGUAUUAUGACUGUGAUUGUACUAAAAGAAAUUACACUUGAAGAGUGAACCAAAAAGUUAUUCUUAACCUUGUAAAACCCACUGUUGCAAAAAUACAACAGCUUAUUUUUUUUAAUUAUUGUCUAUUAUUAUUAUUUAUAUAUAUAUAUAUAUAUAUAUAUAUAUAUAUAUAUAUAUAUAUAUAUAUAUAUAUAUAUAUAUAUAUAUGUAUAGUGUGUAUGUGUGUGUGUGUGUGUGUGUACAUGUUUAUCUAUACCGGUGGGGACUUGGUGGGGACUUUGACCUGACUCCACGCUAUCUCGGUGGGGACUUGCGUCAUGGUGGGGACCAAAAAUGAGGUCCCCACGGGGGGAAACAGUGUUUUGUUGUUGUUACUGAAAAAAGUAAAAGUGCAAAAAAGUUUCUUUAGGGUUACCAUUGUUUUGGUGUUGGUUAAGGUUAGGGUUAGGGUAAGGGUUAGGGGUUAGGUAUGAAUGGGAGUCAAUGGUAAGUCCCCACGGGGAUAUAAGAAACAGACGUGUGUGUGUGUGUGUGUGUGUGUGUAUACUAUAAACUUUUUUUUAUUUUUUUGCUCAUUUUUUUCCAUAUUUGGGUCUUACAGGGUUAAUGCAUGGGGUGUCCAAAAACUUUUUUUCACCACUGUAUGUUCCACAGCUCUUUUUUCUACUUUUUUAAAAGAUGAUGUAGCACUGUUUGUGUAUUUCCUGCUGAGUUACUCAUGUGUUCAGUGUGGUGUCAAACAUAACUGCAGCAUAAUUAAGCUUUAUGCUGUACUGAGUGGCUUUCUGUUUGAUUUUGAUUUGACCAAAACUGAUGUGAUCACUUUAUUCUGUGAAGUAAAGUUCUAAAUCUCAAAUAUGUUAUUCUAACCUAGAGAAUAGGCUAUAUUAUAUCACAAAGGGAAGUCAAAAGUAUUACAUUAACAGAACCAAAGAGUUGUUCCGUCUCAUAUUUGUAUCUUUAACACAUUGCAUUGUGGAACUUUUUUGUCAUUUAUUAUGUACCCACUGUGCUGACACUGUAAUGCACCACUGCAGUCUAACUUGACGCUGCAGUGGCUUAAAAACACAAAGUGUUUUUUAAAAUGAGGAUUCUCUCAGUUUACAGGCCAUUAUCACUCCUAUAGUCUGACUGUUUGGUCUAUUAGUUUCUAAUGACAGAUCCUACUCAAUGUUGAAUGCCUUAAUCACUGAUUGAUGUCCAUAUCUGAAAAUAGAGAAUAUAUUAAUAAUGCACAAGAGAAGCACUUGCAUGCCACUGCGAUGUAGCAGGUAUAUACACUGAUAUGAUUUUAUUAAUGUGCAAGAAUGUUUUUCUUCAUGUUUACUACUGUGAUUCUCUUUUAUUUAUUUUAUGAAAGCAUUUUACUUGGCAAAAGCUGCAACAAACAAUUGAUGUCACCUGACAGAAAUAAUUAGUAUGUAAAUACUCAAUCUAGGACACAGGAUUAUUAAACUUAAAGCGGAAAUGAUCUAUUUUUGGGCACAAGGUUGUAAAAUAACAGGUGUCAAACAUUUUCAUCCUGUCAGAAUCGUGUAGAUAUGAAUUGUGGGCAUAGAUUUCAGGGUAUAAAUCCCCAUUGUUCUCCCUGAUAAAGAUAUAUAGGAAGCAGAAGACUUUUAUUUUGAAAAAACUGCUGUAAAAUUGCUAUUAGAUGCAGCAAGGCCUCAAACAGGGUCCUUUUUACUCUCAGAAUAUGAAUUAUGAGCUCAUACAAUGACUAAAUUAAUUGUGUGUAAUUAAUUUGUGUUUUAUUUCACAUAAAUACAUAGAUUUUGACCAUAAAUUGAUGCAGUGAAAUAAGGAAUUUAAAAUUCCCCUCAAAUUCAAAUGAAACAUGAUACAAGCUCUUUGUCUUUUUUUAGCUUUGUUUGUGGUCUUGUCCACUUGGACACGUGUUUUAUUUGAAACUGUUGUGUUUUUUAUAGGUGUUUUGGCCUUUCAUCCACAUGAAAACGCACAUUAAAAGGGACCUUUUGAAAAACUUCUUUCAGGAUUAGGAUUUUAGAAAUUCUGUUGGCAGUGUUUACAUGUAGGAAGGGACUUUUGGACGUUUUGGAGUUUAAGCUACUUUGUUUACUACACAAAUUCUAUACGAUUUUGUUCAGAGGUGCAUGUGGUCAAAUUAUUGCUGGUGCUAACCUUGCUAACAUGAAUUUUUAAUGUUUACACAUAAUUGUACAGUUGUUCUUCCAAUAUAUGAGGGAACAGACGCAUCUGAAGCAGCAACCAUUGUUGGACCACUGUUUACAGCCUUCUGGUUGGCCACCGUGGCUUCAGGUUUACAGCUAUAGCGCCACAUUUUGCUUGUUCAGCUCUCCACAGGGCUUCAGUUGUGCUUGUUGCGUUUUCAUGUGGACGGAGGUUUUUGUGACGUGUACAAGUGGACUGGGCAUAAUUUGCCACAAUGCUUAGUUGCAUUCGAAGUAGGAAUAAUAUCUGAUUUUUCGGGGCUGAUACCAGUACAGAUGAAUAAUAAUCGAGGAGAACGAUAUUUAGAACAAUAUACAUUUGCAGUAAAAGUCGAAUAGCUGGUGUCAAAAUUUUAAAUAAUGUAAACUCCAACACAAAACUUUGUUGGAAUGACUUUGUUUUUUUACAUUUAAAAUGUGUUAAUUUAUAACAGAACUUUUCAAUAUUUAGUUUUCAUACUUUAGAGGAUAUUGCCUGUGACACAUCACCAAUCAAAUAGUGUUCAAGAGCACAGAGAGGUAGCUGCAGAUAGAGGCAAAUACAGCACAUUUUUCAACUAAUUUGUUAUAUUUGGAAUUUAAUUUUCUUUUAAAAGAGAUGUGUAAAUUUGAAAAAAUGCUAAAAAUCGCACCUGAUAAUUGACCUGGCCAGUUAUCGUUUGAUCUUUACUACAGAGUUCAUCACAGUUUGGUUAUAAAUAUCGCUGUUAGAAAACGGGAACAGUGAGAGCAGCAACUAUACAGUAAAAUUAUGGCAUGCUAAAUAUGGCUAAGACCUACAGAAUAUUAAGUUUCUAACAAACAGUGAUCUCUGCUCAUAUCAAAGCACUGAUUAUCAGAGGUUAAUUUUACAUUAUAUGUAAUUUAGUGCGAUUUGAAAAAUUAGAUGAAUAAAAUGGGGGUUUAAGCUAUUAAUCACAGUUGCCCUCUUUUACUACACUCUGUAAUAAAUGAUAUUAAGUAGCAAAUCUGUGCUAAUCAUGCAGAACAAUGACCAUCUGAGCUUGGGAAUCCCCCACUUUCCACACUGUUUACAGAUGUUUUUAAUUAUUUUAUCUGUUUUGAUGAAGACUGCUUGAGGGACAUCUCCCUACUGCCAUGCUGUUUCACCUGUUCCAGCUCCACCACUUUACGCAGCAUGUCAUUCACCGUAAAACCGGUUGAAAACUGCUCUGUCACAGCCGUUUCACUGUCCAUCCCACGCUGCUAGUUACUCAGUAUAAAAUCCCAUAGCCUCUCUGGCCUGUGAAGCCUCCUGUAACACACUGUACAGCAUGUAAACUACCUAUUUACUACUGUGACUGGAAAAAAAAAAAAGUGACCGGAUUAUAAAAUAGCAAUAGUGUCAUGAAUCCUUGAAGAAUAUUAAGAUUUUUUUAUGUACCAAAACAGUCAUUUACACCCACUAAGAUGGGGAAAAAAAAUUCCACACUUAUAUACACAUUAAAUGCCUUGGACACUGGACUGUACAAAUAGAUAAACUCCCAUCCGAUCUGCAUUUCAUGUUUUCUUGCACUGUUCGUUUGAAUGAUAUUCACAUUUUCCAUUUUGAAACUUCUUCUAUAAGUCACAACUGUUUUACAUGUUGAAAUAUUUAAAUCUUUUCUAUAACUUCAGAGGAGCAUUUUCAUAUAUACUUGACUUUGUGUGUGGUUUACUGUAUCUCUACAGGUGUGACUGAUAGAAUCUAUUCUAUAUUGUGUAUUUAGUGAACUAUACAGUAGCUACAGCAUGAGUGCAGCAGAACCUGUGUAUUACCUUACUGGAUUUGUGUUUACUGUUAUCAGCAUCUGCAAUGGACAUAAGAGGAAGGCCAUGUUUUCUUGUCGAGUUCAGCAAUAAAGAGCACUCCAGGGGCAGAGAGACUGUCAUAAA
Molecule: messenger RNA, 5125 nt
Organism: Acanthochromis polyacanthus (spiny chromis)
Lineage: Eukaryota; Metazoa; Chordata; Actinopteri; Pomacentridae
Product: AP-1 complex subunit sigma-2
Exons: 6
Coding region: 138-620 (160 amino acids)
Biological process (GO): vesicle-mediated transport; intracellular protein transport
Cellular component (GO): intracellular membrane-bounded organelle; AP-1 adaptor complex; membrane coat
Molecular function (GO): clathrin-cargo adaptor activity
Source: RefSeq, a predicted model, not a curated record